Messenger RNA from Schistosoma rodhaini, 2840 nucleotides. Lineage: Eukaryota; Metazoa; Platyhelminthes; Trematoda; Strigeidida; Schistosomatidae. The record is from the annotation of a GenBank genome assembly.
CAAUCAUUCAGUGGAUGAAAAGAAAAGUGGUCGAAAGUAUGGAGAGGACAAACCUAUUGAACACUUUAAAACACUGCGAACGCAUUGCUGUUCAAAAUCGGGGUCACAUGGGUUUAAGUUGUUGAUUGGCUCACGUCAAGGUCGCUCUUUGGUCCAUCGGCUUGUGGUGAAGCAGCUAGAUUAUCUAUAAAGUUCUAUUAUUGCCAUACCGAUGGAAGAUUCAAGUUUUGAAGAUGAAUCUGGUGAUGAACAUGAUGGUUAUGAUCCUGUUCGUAGUCGGAUAGUGGAUAAUCAAAAUGUAGCAUAUAAACCUAGAUAUGUUCCCUCUGAAGCUGAUGAAAAUUCGGGCUCUGACGAUCUAAGUGACGAUCUGGAAGUUCACUUAUCUUAUUCUCAUAAUCCUCCACGUUCUCCAGUUGAUUCUCCAAGUGCGCAUUCGAUCGUUAAGUCUGAACAAAAUCAUUUUUCGGGGAAUCUGGAUUACGAUAGGGAAUAUCACGUUGAACCUGUUGUGGAUGUCACUACCCCAGGUUAUGCCCCAAGCCAAGCUUUAACUCCCGAAUCCAGCCCUGCUUUGAGUUAUUCCGGAAGUGAACAUGCAUCAGACGUAGAUCUAACUAGGAAGACUGAUCCAGAUAUACCUAGUAAAGUUCAUGAAGACGUUGAAGUUGAACAUGAGAGCAACAGUGACUCAGAGUCUGUAAACGAUAAAGACCAGGAAGAGUUUCAUCAACAAGAAGCCGAUAAAACCCAAGUGAAUUCUGUAGAGGAAUAUCCCACAACCAAGCAUAAUUCUCCUAUCGAGUCACUCCAGUAUAAUGAUUUCCCUGACAUUUUUCAAGAUCAUGAUGAUGAUCAAGAACAAGGUAAAUUAAAUGAAGACUUCGAAGGUUUUGAGAGAGAUGAACAACCAGAAUCUCAAGUAGAUGGCAUCAUAGCAGAUAUAUUUGGCGAAAGUGAUGCAGAAGAAGAAUUUGAGGGCUUCGCCGAAAAUGAACUUGACAAAGGUAUUGAAGAGGAGGUUGAAAUUCAAACAUCUAGUGAGUUAGUAACAAAAAAAGGUCCCCUUACGACAGCUGGAGAAAACGAAGAUGAUGAAGAGUCUGAACACGAUGAUGAGUUUGUUUCCGACUUCGACCGGAUAAUGGAAAAAAAGAAAGAGGAAUCACGACGAAGGCGUAGACGUAAUAGGGAUAUUGAGUUCCUUAAUGAUAGUGAUGAUUUGAUUGUUGAAACUAUUUCUCGAAUGAAAAGUGCUGCCGAUGAAGACAGACAGUUACUUACAGCUAGUCGACCAGCGACUAAGAAACUGAACAUGCUCAAAGAAGUACUAGCUAUUCUUAGGCGAGCUGACCUAAAAUCCGCCUUAAUAGAAAAUGGGAUGCUUUCUGCUAUAACUGAGUGGCUAUCCCCUUUACCUGGCCAUACACUCCCGAAUCUCGUUAUUCGUGACUCUAUGUUGACUAGUCUCAGUGAGUUUCAGUCAUUGUCGUCUGAAGUUCUUCAAGAAUCCGGCAUUGGAAAAGCCUUGAUGUAUUUGUAUAAACACCCGAGAGAAACUCGAGAAAACAAGGAUCGAGCUGGAAGACUUAUCAAUGAAUGGCUCCGACCCAUAUUCAACUUGACUAGUGACUAUCGAACUCUCACUAAAGAAGAACGUAAACAGCUGGAUUAUGAACAUUUACCUAAGCGGAGAAAUAUCGACAACGAAGCCUACAACCAUCGUGACAUUAACCGUGAAUUGGAUGGUGAAGCCAAAGGACUUUUGAGGCCUGGCGAUCCUGGAUGGGUUAAUAGGGCCCGAGUUCCUCAACCGUCAAAUAAAGAUUACAUUGUCCGACCGAAAUGGCGUGUUCGAGAGAAUGCUACUGGGGAUGAUAAUGACGAAGAAGGAAAUGAUGAUCAGACAGAACAAUCUCAAUCAAUUUCUCGAAAGCACCGAAAAUCACGAACAUCUGGUUUCGGAGCUACUUCACGAAUUGAAAGUCAUAUUCGAAAUUUAAGUAAUAGUGCUCGUAAAAGUCAUGCCAAAGCUGCUCGUGCAGUUCCAAUGAGUAUUGAAGGUCGUAAUAUGUCAUUGUGAUUAGUAUUUAGUGUCAAAUGUUCUUAUUUUAAUUAUCGACUUCCUUUAAUUAUUCCGCAUCUUACUGUACAGUAUAUUUUGUGUUUUUUGUUUUGCUUACUUGUCCCAUGGUAUGAAAAUUUGGGCUAGUUUCCGUUUGUAUAUUAUAUUAUGAAAUAAGCUGAAAAUACCAUAUUCAUUGUUUUUAUUUUCAAAUAUUUUUCCAUUAUGAACAUUGGGAAUAUAGAGAAAUAUUGUCUUCUUUACAAAACACUACAUAUUUCUCAUAUGAGAUUCAUGAAUUUAUUAUUGUAUGUUGGUGUAUAUUCAGUUGCAGUGGAUACAAAGUGAUUGGUCGUUUUUUUCAUAUUUUUAACUUUUUCUGUCGUACAAUGUAAGCUUUUGUAGUCAUCAUCAUUUCAAACUUUAUUUGUACCUAAAACCUAUAUAUACUAUGUAAGAAGGAUUCAUUAAAUCACUGAUAAUUAUAAUAUCACUUAUCACCCUGUCUUCAUUACAUAUAGAAAUAAAUUAAAUCUAUUUAGAUAUGAUGGUAAACACUUUGAAGCUAACUUUGAUUAAGACUAAUUUGUUUUUUAAAGUUUUUGCUCUUAUGACAUAUGGAAUAGCUGAUCUGUAAAUAUCAUACGAUGAACUUAUGUAGCUUCUGUCUACGUAAAGGAGCCCAAUAACAGAAAAGAUCUUAAAGGAUCUCAGUUAUAAAUGAAUAAUGACGAAUGAUUGGAAGUGGUUGUAUGAAUAAAAAAUUGACAUUUAA